AUGGCAUCUACUAUUUCAAAUGCCGACGUUAAAAUAGUCGAUGAUAAUGCGGAGGAUCUAGCAACAGCACCACCCGUUUUAGAUAACCAAAAUGUCUCGACGCUGCAACGUUUGAAAACAAAUUUAUAUCCAAUUGGUUUUCUGGCAGAAACAAAGAAACUUGUUUUCCUUGCUCUUCCAUUUGUAUUCAGUGGCAUACUAGCGUUAGCUAGUUCAACGUAUGAAAUGAUUGGAACAUCAAUGUUUUGGGGUAUACAUUUUGCAAGUGAUACACUUUUACCUCAAUGUUAUGGUAUGCAAUUUUAA
This is a messenger RNA of Didymodactylos carnosus, 306 nucleotides long. Lineage: Eukaryota; Metazoa; Rotifera; Eurotatoria; Philodinida; Philodinidae. The record is from the annotation of a GenBank genome assembly.